Arachis ipaensis is the source of this 552-nucleotide messenger RNA. RefSeq lists its product as uncharacterized. NCBI's taxonomy places the organism in Eukaryota, Viridiplantae, Streptophyta, Magnoliopsida, Fabales, Fabaceae. The record is from RefSeq and is a predicted model, not a curated record.
AUGCAAGGAGUUCGGGAAGGGUUGCACGUGGAUGAUUCGCAUCAGCCUUCGAGCGCGGAAGGGAACCUAGGAGGUUCGACGGUGUUGCAAGAAGCUACUGAAGGAACGUACGGGUUCAAGCCAACUUACAGGAAGACGUGGUUGGCAAAACAGAAGGCGGUAGCACAGAUAUACGGGGACUGGAAAGAGUCAUAUGCCGAGCUACCUCGUUGGAUACUUGGUGUGCAGUCUACCAUGGAGGGGACAGUAGCCUUGUUGAAAACGUCUCCGGUUCGAGUCAAUGAUGACAUGGAUGACUUAACCGUGUACUUUCAUCGUCUUUUCUGGACGUUUUCUCCUUAUGUUGAAGCUUUCCGACAUUGCAAACCAUUGGUCAGCAUAGAUGAGGCUGUGGCAGUAUCCCGCCUACGUUCGGAUGUGAGAGUUAAAGAUGGACUUCUCACUCAUAUUUCUCGCAACCAGAGGAAGGUGGUAGGGCACUUUCCCUCAGAAUAUUUGCCUCUGAAAGGAGAAGGUGGUAGGGCACUCAACCCUUGGAACUAUUCCUCCUGA